CCCCGGCUUUGUGUGUGUGUGUGUGUGUGUAUGUGUGUGUGUGUGCGUGUGUGUGUGAGUGAGUGUGUGUGUAUGUGUGUGUGUGUGUGUGUGUGUGAGCGUCUGUGUGUGUGAGUCUGUGUGUGUGAGUGAGCGGCGGGCGGGCGCGAGUGUGGCCGCCGCGGAGCGCGAGCAGGACCCGGCGGCGCGCUCGCAGCCUCUCUCUCCCCGCCAGAACCAUGUCGGGCAGGUCGGUUCGAGCCGAGACCAGGAGCCGGGCCAAAGAUGAUAUCAAGAGGGUCAUGGCGGCUAUUGAGAAAGUGCGCAAAUGGGAGAAGAAGUGGGUGACCGUGGGUGACACAUCCCUGCGAAUCUACAAGUGGGUCCCUGUGACAGAGCCAAAGGUUGACGAUAAAAACAAGAACAAGAAAAAGGGCAAAGAUGAGAAGUGUGGCUCGGAGGUGACCACGCCGGAGAACAGCUCGUCCCCGGGGAUGAUGGACAUGCAUGAUGAUAACAGCAACCAGAGCUCCAUAGCAGACGCCUCCCCCAUCAAACAGGAGAACAGCAGCAACUCAAGCCCUGCUCCAGAGCCCAACUCCUCCGUGCCCGGCGAUGGCACCGACACCAAGGCUGACGAGGCCCAGGCCGAGGGAAAGGAGCUCCCUGGGGCUGAAGAUGCCUCUGACGAGCAGAAUUCACAGUCAUCACUGGAAAACUCGAUGAACAGUUCAGAGAAGGUCGAGCGGCAGCCAUCUGGAGACACGGGUCUAGCUGCAGAGACGUCUUCAAUCUCUCAGGUACCUCGAUCGAGGUCUCAGAGGGGCAGCCAGAUCAGCCAGGAGCCCGUUGGGGUGUCGGGGGACUUGGAAGGAGGGCCGCCCUCUAAAAAGAUGAAACUGGAGGCUUCGCAACAAAACUCCGAAGAGAUGUAGACACUAGGUCCCGUCCCCGGACCACAUUUCACGGGCGAUCCAUCAGCAGGCUUAAUUCUACAACAGCUUCCCCCGAGCAAGCCCUCGGGUUAGAACUACUAACUUUCCAAGUUUACCAAGUGCAAAUCCAAGAAAACCUAGAAUGGCAUGACUUCUCAGACACUGAAGAACUUUCUGCUGUGAAGCAAAACACUCGAAUCUUGAAGUGACUGUCCUUGUGGAGGCGGGUCGACAGCUCAGGAGUGUCUGCACACUGUCUCUGCAGCCAAGUUCACGUUUGCGUUGCUGCUGUAUUGUCCCCCCCACCCCCACUUCUCUAUUUAACGAUAUAAGCUAUUUGAGGGUGGUACCCAUCAGGAAUUUGCUUUUUGUCGGGGCUUUUCACUGUUCCACCGAUUCCUCCUGCUUUCUUUUUUUGUGCCUUGUGCCCUUGAGGUGACCUCUGGCAUGUUUUCCCGGUUGUUUUGCAUCUCCCUUUGCAAAGUGCCCUCUUGGCUUUAUUGAGGCAGCCAUUGCCAUUGCUCCGGCCCUCACAUCUCGCUCCUCCCUGCCCUGGGACUUCAAUGGGAACAGAGCAGGCAGGGAGGAAAAGAGCCAGAGGUUGCAGAAGAGCAAAACCUCCUCAGAUGCCUGAUUUUUAGGUGUGGGGUGCUUGGGCACUCCCUGGGCCUUUGCUGGGGGGUGGGGGGACAGCACCAGCCUCUAGCGCCCGAGGAGUCUCAGAUGUUGGCACUGUCCCCAAGCGCUGGCCACUCAAUAUGCUCUUACUUCUUCGGGGCGUCUGAGCCUGGUGUUUCUGAGCAGCCCAGACGGACAUGCAGGGCCCUUAGAUUGUUCUGGCACUUCCAUCCUCUGCCCCCACCAAAUGGCUUUCUCCCAUUCCCCCCAAGAUGAAAUGGCUUCUGUGGCUGACUGCAUGAUUGUCUCCUUAAGACGACAAAAGGGCUGAGGAGGCUGGGAGCAGAGGCAGGAAUAGCUGGUGCUGAACUUUCAUAGGACUGGAUGUCGCUUGGAUUUCAAAUCCACAGUAACCUGCUGCCCUCUGCCUCCCCAGGUCCCCCGGCCCCACCCCGGGGGACACAAGAUUGCAGUUUGGGAAAUCCGCUGGCUUCUGCAGAAUGUUCCUGACUCGCUGAGCCAACUGUUGGAUCUCGUCUCAUUGCCAGGAUGCACCACCGUGGGUCCCCACCAGGGAGCGGAUCUUUGAUGGUUGGGCCUCGAAGGCCAGAAAGGAGGCACUAAGGAGUUGGAAAGCUCUGCACUCCUCCAGGAAGGGGUGAUCGAAUCCCGCCUCCAACCCCGCCCGUCUGGGGCAACUUCCUCUCACCAAAAUGGAGAUGCCCCCUUGGACCAACUGCCUAAUUGCUUGGUUCUGAGGCCUGGUUGCUCUUAGUUCCUAAAUGGACUCCUCAGACCUUAACCCUUUUCCUGAGCUUUCUUUACUGCACUGGAGUUCCAACUCCCUUUGAGUUGUGUGUGGUGGGGUGGGGAGGGUUGUGGGUUUUGUUGGUUGUUUUUUGGGAUUUGUUUUGUUUUGUUUGUUUUUGCUAAUUGGUGCAUAUUCAGGUACCACCUUUGACAUGUGGAUCUCUCUCCUGACCACCAUAGGAAGUGUCUGCCAGGUUCAAUUUUCUAAGAGUUUCUGAGGGUGAGGCUCUUAAUUUUUUUUUUUUUUUAAGGGAGCCAAUCUAGUUCCUGCACUUCAAGAAGAAAUCAAAAUGUUCCUGAAUUUCAAAUACCUCAUGCAAAAAUGUGUCCUGAAAUAAGGGAAAACAAACAAACAAACUUUGGAAAUCUUAAUGUUGAAGUUAACGAUGCCGAAAGGUUUCUGUCUUAAAAAACAAAAAAAAAAAA
This is a messenger RNA of Rhinolophus ferrumequinum (greater horseshoe bat), 2768 nucleotides long. RefSeq names its product BAF chromatin remodeling complex subunit BCL7A (gene BCL7A). The record is from RefSeq and is a predicted model, not a curated record. The transcript is spliced from 6 exons. NCBI's taxonomy places the organism in Eukaryota, Metazoa, Chordata, Mammalia, Chiroptera, Rhinolophidae. Bases 219 to 914 code for a protein of 231 amino acids.